AUGGACGUGGACGAGUCAGGCGCCGAUGCGCCGGACGUGGCGGAGAUGAGCGACGUGCCGCCGCCCCCGGUGCCAGUGGCUGGGCCCAGCGAGCGACGGCGUGCCCGUGUGCAGCUGCCAGAGCAGCACGAGGAUGAGGGGCCCACGUACUACCGCCUGGGGGUGGACUAUCCUGUGGACCCUGAGGAUGAGGAGCUCCACCAGCAGUGUGCGCGAAUCAAGAAGCUGGAAAACUUGGAGGCAGUCGGCGCGAAGCUGAAGAAACUCUGCCUGGUGGCGAACUGUGUCGAGAAGAUCGAGAACCUGGAGACAAAUGUGAACCUGGAACACUUGGAGUUGUACCAGAACCUUUUGAAGAGGAUUGAUAACAUCAGCCACCUGCAGAAGCUCACGGUCUUGGACUUGUCUUUCAACAAGAUCCGUUCCAUGGAGCCGCUUGGUGCCUGUAAGUUCGACCAGCUGGAGCGGCUGUACCUGUCCAGCAACAAGAUCACGGACGUGGAGGGCAUCUUCCAGUUCUCCCACCUGAAGAUGCUGGAGCUGGGCUCGAACCGGGUCCGUGCCGUGCCGUUGGAGAUCGAGGCCCUGGUGAACUUGGAGGAGCUAUGGCUGGGAAAGAACAAGAUCGCCUCCAUGCUGCUGCCCCCACUGCCGCAAUUGCGGCACCUGAGCCUGCAGAACAACCGCUUGGAGCUUUGGGACGCAGCCUUCUUCCGGAACCUGUGCCAGCUGACGCACCUCUACCUGGGCCACAAUAACCUCCCCAAUUUGCCACCAGAGUUUGCGCUGCUCACCGAGCUAGUCGAGGUGGACCUGGUGAAGAACGCCAUCACCCAGAUCAAACCUAUGCCGGAAUUGAAGAAGCUGGAGGAGCUGUGGCUCAACGACAACAAGAUCGAGGACCUGGCCGAGAUCCAGAACUUGGCCUCCUUCCCAGCACUCAAGACCGUCUACUUGGAGAGGAAUCCCAUGCAAGACCUGGGCAACAAGGAGGCAGAGCAGAGGUACAGGGAUGCCAUCCUCGCCGCGGCCCCGAAGAUCGAGCAGAUCGACGCGGAGCGCGUGAACUUUGACAUCAAGGUGAUCUCCGAUGGCACGGAGCGCCACGUGAUGGGCAUUCGCCGUGCUUGA
This is a messenger RNA of Effrenium voratum, 1131 nucleotides long. The record is from the annotation of a GenBank genome assembly. Lineage: Eukaryota; Dinophyceae; Suessiales; Symbiodiniaceae.